GUUUCGUUUCCUGAUGAAUUCGAAGUGAACUACCACACAUAAAGGUUGCCGUUAAUAACUGUAAUAUAUUAUAUAGCCUAACAUAUGCGUAAAGUAACCGAUUGGAAAAAAAUAAGCCUUCAAUGUUAAACGCGACGGAUGUGUAGGGCUGGCCAACAUCUGGAAUCUAGAAAUAAUUAACUUGAUGUCACGAGUCCUAGCUGCUAUUACGCCAGUAUACUGCAUUUGGUUUUCAUUGAAGUUGUUAUAAAAACCUAAGACACAACAUGGAGUAUCAAGCAACAGGACAAACACCUUCUGGAUACCUCAACCCUGGAUACUCAAUAUCAUCCGAAGUCGGACCAGGGAUGUCCGCCCCGCCCCUAUCCGAAGGCCCAAGCGCGCCCACAUUCAAUAUCGACUUCGACAGCGUGCCUGGCUAUGAAGGGACAGUGGCUGGAGGCGGAGGUGGAUUCCUUCCUCCUCCAAUGCCCUCCUUCCCUAAUCCCCCCCCACCACAGCCUGAACCCUCACAAGCACAAUGGAACAUCCCGUCUAUAAGUGAAGACACAGCCCGUGAGGCAUUGGCCCUGUACGCCUCUAGUAAGUGCUGCUACAGCUCAGCCCCUGCAAAGGAUGGUGUGAUAACCAAUAUGGAAGCCUUCAACACAUACAGGUAUCGCCUGGAAACCUUUACUGAGUCAAGAUCCACAGAGUGGAGUCAGAAGCCCUACCAUGGCGAACCUGUGGAUGCCUUUACUCAACCCAUCCCAGGACCCUGGGAUAUCAUUGCUCAAGCCCCCACUCUCUUCAAGGAUAGUAAACAGGUUAUCAAGGUUCCCUACACAUCAUCAAUGAAGAACUGCCAUUACUGUAUGGGUAUGGGGAGAGUGGCUUGCAAACAAUGCGCAGGAGCUGGCAAUAAAGUCUGCUGGGUGUGCCAUGGCUCUGGGAAUAACCAUGGAGAUGAGCGUAAUUGCCACCACUGCAAUGGCAGAGGGAGAGAAAAUUGCACCCCAUGUCAUGGCCAGGGAUCGACAGAAUGCUCAACGUGUCAUGGACGACGCCAGCUGUUGGUCAACAUCAACCUGACUGUGAAAUGGACCAACAAUUCCAGUGACUAUAUUGUGGAACAGUCAAGUGGUCUACUGUUGGAAAACCUGAACCAAGUAACUGGCAAGGAGCUUUUCAAAGAUGCUCAGUACCUGGUGUACCCUGUGAUGGGGUUCCCUGACCUGAAUGUGGUGAGUGCAGCAGAGCGCCUGAUUCGGGAACACCAGACCACAUACUCUGCAACAUCUCGCAUUCUACAGCAGCGUCAAACUAUUGAGUUGAUCCCCAUAACCAAGGUGACCUACAAAUGGAAGGGGAAAUCACACAUUUACUUUGUUUAUGGGAAUGAGUUUAAAGUUAAUGCUGACAAUUACCCAGCUACUUGUUGCUGUACAAUAAUGUAACUUUACUGAUAUGUGUAAAUGCUUUUGAACGUUUCAGACCACAUAACUUACUAUGCAGUGCAUGUUACUAACUAUGCAGGCUUUACUAACCACCACUGAAAACACAACUACUAUACUUAAAAAUCAUACACUCAUCUCAUAUUAUUUCAAUCUGUUUCUAAAGGUAAUUUUCUACAAGAUUUUUUUGGCGAUAUAACUAUGAUUUUUAUGUGUUGAUAUGUUAUAAUAAUACGUCUGUAUGCGGUAUGUUGAAGUGUAUAAUAAAAUAGUUCAAUACAA
This is a messenger RNA of Gadus macrocephalus (Pacific cod), 1715 nucleotides long. RefSeq names its product ssu-2 homolog, related sequence 1 (gene ssuh2rs1). The record is from RefSeq and is a predicted model, not a curated record. The transcript has 13 exons. NCBI's taxonomy places the organism in Eukaryota, Metazoa, Chordata, Actinopteri, Gadiformes, Gadidae. The coding region runs from base 267 to 1436 and encodes 389 amino acids.